Messenger RNA from Fusarium odoratissimum NRRL 54006, 2540 nucleotides. RefSeq lists its product as uncharacterized. NCBI's taxonomy places the organism in Eukaryota, Fungi, Ascomycota, Sordariomycetes, Hypocreales, Nectriaceae. Gene Ontology annotation, cellular component: membrane. The transcript has 3 exons. Gene Ontology annotation, biological process: mitochondrial electron transport, succinate to ubiquinone; tricarboxylic acid cycle. Gene Ontology annotation, molecular function: electron transfer activity; succinate dehydrogenase activity. The record is from RefSeq and is a predicted model, not a curated record. Bases 155 to 718 code for a protein of 187 amino acids.
AGGCCCGUUCCGAUGUCUCGAGAAUAGGAAGCCAUCAUCAUUGAUACCCAGAUACGAAUCUCGCACUUGAAGCAUCGACGCUGACGAUAUCGUUGACCGGACCUUGGCUGAACCCUUUCUCUUCGAAAUCGAUAGAUACUCACAAUCCGCCACGAUGCUCGCUCAACGUGUUGGCGUCGCCGCUCUUCGUCAAGGCGCGACCAAGCCCUUCUUCGCCCAGAACAUUCCCAAGGCUGCUCUCGCUGCUGGAAUCUCUACCUCUUCUCCCCUACGCGCUGUCGGUUCUACCAAGGUCUCUCAACAAGACGGCCAUCAGAUCCUCGUCAACCAGCGCCUCAACCGUCCCGUCUCUCCCCACCUGGCCAUCUACAAGAUCGAGCAGACAUGGUUCGGUAGCUCCGCCUGGAACCGAAUCACCGGCUGCACCCUCUCCGCGACUAUGUACGGUUUCUCCCUCGCCUACCUCGCCGCUCCUCUUGUCGGACUUCACCUCGAGAGCGCAAGCAUCGCCACCUUCGCCGCCGGUCUCCCCCUCGCCAUCAAGGGCGGUAUCAAGUUCACACUAGGCUUCCCCUUCGUCUACCACGCCAUCAGCGGCUUCAAGCAUCUCCUGUACGACGCUGGCAAGGGUUUCGCCAAGACGACUAUUAUCCAGGCCGACAAGUACAUCUGGGCUGCCAGUUUCCUCGGCGCCAUUGGCCUGGUUGCUUUCCUGUAAAAUACCAAAACUGAACGGAGAUGGAAGGAUAUAGAUGGUAUGGUUCGCAGUGGAUGAUACAAUGGAUAAGGGAAGGAGUAUGGCAAGGAUGAGAAACUCGUGUACGAGUAUUAGCCUGAGGGCAUUCCUGACUUUGAGCAAAGAAUUUUAUUAUCUGUACACAAGCGCCUUUAAAUGCUUGAGCCUGUUCUAACCAAUACCUCGUGAGGUAUCGCAACCAAACGCCAUUCGCCUGUCGUGAAUAUUACAUGCCAAGUUCUAAUCCAAGAAUCGAGCAUCCAGGAUUGUCCUGAUCAAUCUCCGAUUACCGGAAGAGGCAAUCUUUUCCCCAAUGAUGGGCCCGAUAAAGUCCUUCAGUUCGGAUAUAUCUGUCUCAACGUUUGCUGUACCAUUGACUCCAUUGGCGUCUGAUUCGACAUGAUCUGCCAGCGAAGCCACAGCUUGUACUAUGCCCUGAACCAGCAUCUCGUAGUCCAUUGUACCCUCUGCCUUUUCCUUCAGAGGCUGCAGGAUCCCCGAGUCAAAAGUCUGCAGGUUACGUAGGACUAGCACGCGGAUUGCUUCUGGACCUCCUGCUUCCAACAGGCCGUGGAUGGCACCGUAGAGAACCGCGGGGGGUUUGGUAGGGUCGAGAAAGUAUUUGAGGCAUGUCCUCGUCAACUUGGGCCGUAGGAGUGUGUUGGAAGCCGAGUAUUUGCGCGCAAUUCGUCCAACCAGAGAUGCAGCCAGCUGUCGAAGAUCAUACUGCUCCUUGAGAGCAUCUGUCCCCUCAUCAGUGCCCAAUUUUCUCGCCAUCAGACAAGUAAGAGCGGGGGCUGAGAGGGGGCUGGCGUAGGGAUCCAGGAAAAGGCUCUUGUUCUCGAUGAGAGCAUUCGUCAACUCCAUCAUCUGCUUAAGAGUGAAGGUGUCAUCGAGAUGGUGUGUUACUCGGUCCAUGAUGAAGGUGAUGAAGUAUGGGAUGAGCUGGUGAAGACCAGGGUCGUCUCUCACGGAACCGAGAGCGGCUUGCCGUAGGCGUACCACUUCUUCGUCAGGAUUGUCGUCGAGAACAGCAGCCUGGAUUUUAUCAAAGUAGAGUAUGAGCUCCUUGCUCACAAUGUGCUUAACGGAUGGUUUCAUGGAGACAUUGUCAUUGCCUGCCAAGGCGGACAAGGCAGGGUUCGCACCAGGUCCCUUGGGGAGGAGUUCCUGCGAUCGAGAUUCGGAAGUCGUGGGGUUCUGAGGGAUGGAAGGCUGGACACCUUCGAUGGCGAGCCAGUGCGCUGAAGACGUUAGCCUGGAAUCAUGCGCUGACCGGAAAACAUACCUGUAAAACCCAUGUCGCGCGGCACCUUAGGCAGAGGCGCAUUGAUGAGCUUCUCAAAAUCGACCUCCUCAUCCUCAAUGUAGAAUAGAGGCUGGCCAGGUCCAAGGCUGGCCUCGCCGUAUCGUAGCGGACGCGUAGAAUCGUAGCCGUAGAGGGGCUCAACGUCGAGCGCCUUGAGCGCGAGGGAGAUAUCGUUGACGGUAAGGGUUGUUCUGCGGGCGGCACGCAUGAAGCGCAGAGACUCCACGAUGACCUGGCCGACUCGGUAUUCGACAUCCUGUGUCAAGCACUUGAGCGCCUCUUCGUUGAGAGAGCUGAUGCCAACCGACUCUGCGACAUCCUUGACAUUAUCAGGAUUCCAGAGCAGUUUGGGGGUAUCGGUAGCCAUGGCGCUGGUAGACGCGCAGGAAGGCGCUGACUUCGGUGAUGCGAUUCAGAGGGCAGUGCAGGUGGGUUCAGAUGGUGUCGAAGGAAGUGUAAGGUAUAUUAUUGAGUUGCGUGAAUGUGAAGCUUGAC